Symbiodinium sp. CCMP2456 is the source of this 2184-nucleotide messenger RNA. The record is from the annotation of a GenBank genome assembly. Lineage: Eukaryota; Dinophyceae; Suessiales; Symbiodiniaceae.
AUGUCGCUGGCCAAAGUCAGUCCAGACGUGAUCAGCUGCACCAGCGCCAUAAGUGCAUGCGAGAAGGGCAGACACUGGGAGCGCGGAAUCGUGCUCUUCAACGGAAUGCCCGGCACAGGAAUCCAUCCCAAUACCUUCAGCUACAACACGGCACUGAGCUCUUGCAAGCGAGGUGCACAGUGGCCAUUAGCAUUGCAUCUGUUCAGCAACAUGCAUGCUGCUGCCAUCCAGCGCGACAUCAUAACCUAUAACACCACCAUCAGCGCUUUUGAAACAGGCGAACAAUGGCAGCUCGCUUUGCAGCUCUUUUCCGGUAUGGUCAAAGAUCAUGUCGGCCCAAACGCAAACAGCUACUAUCUGACAAUCACAUCCUGUGAGAACGGAAGCCACUGGCAGGUGGCUUUACAGCUAUUCCAUGGCAUGCCCCUGGCUGCUGUUACUCCAGACGUCUUGACUUACAACUCGAUCAUCAGUUCUUGCAGGGGCGACAGACAGUGGCAGCUUGCUUUGAUGCUAUUCCGCUCCAUGCCACAGGCGAAGGUUCAACCAGAUGCCAUCUCCCACAAUGCUAUUAUCACCUGCGCGGAGAGAUCACGAAUGUGGCAGCUUGCGCUGCAGCUUUUCGAUGAGAUGCCUUUGGCAAAGAUCCUUCCCAACAUCAUAAGCUACAACGCAGCGAUAGCACUUUGCAGCAGAGCUGGGCAGCAAGCUCUGGCAACGCACCUCUUUGCCGCAGUGUCUAAAGCCAGGCUCCGGCCUGACGUUGCAAAGCUGAUCAGUUUAAGGAAGGGCAGUGAGUGGCAGCUCGCGAUGGUCUUCUUCAACAAUCUGGCGAGCGCCAAAUUGAAAGCAGCUAUCAGCUUUGCUGCGGUUGGCAGUGCUUGUGAGAAGGGCCUGCAGUGGCAGUUGGCGUUGCACCUAUUCCAUGAGAUGCCAUCUGCACGGAUUGCGGUCGAUAGCAUCGCAUGCAACUCUGCAAUGACGGCUUUCAAGGGUAGUGAGGAGUGGGAGCUGGCAUUGAGUUUGUUUGGGUCUAUCCAGGAUUUCAGUACGACGAGGGACAGCAUCAGCUACGGCACUACGAUGACUGCUUGUAAGAACAGCGAGCAAUGGGAGCUUGCCUUGCAACUCUUUCAUGACAUGCCUCGGGCUUCACUUACUCCUGAAAUCGUAACGUAUAUCGCAGCAUUGAGCUCCACCGAGAAGGGCGCGCAGUGGCAGCUGGCAUUGGCUGUUGCAAGAAACAUGGCGGCGCAAUGCGUUGAAAUGAAUCUGCAAGCAUGGAACGCAUUGAUUGCUGCCUGCAGGGCUGAGUGGCAUCUAGCAUUUCACUUUCUUGAGGAAAUGCAACGAGAUUUGGUCACUCCAGACAUUAUCACGUUCAACACGCAUUUGACUGUUCUGGAACAGUUUGGGGACUGGAAAAGUUCUCUAAAGAUUAUCAGUGAGAUGUCUGCGCGCGAGAUCCUCCCAGACGUCCGAUCCUACAACAGUAGCUUGUUCUCUGCUGCGCAAGCAGGACACUGGGAAAUUGCCUUGGUCUUGUUCAAUGCUAUGGAAUCUGCCACCGUUUCGCCGAACAUUGUCAGCUACAUGGCGGGCAUGAGAUCUUGCGAAGAUUCCGGUCAGUGGCAACGGUGUUUGCAGUAUUUGUCAGACAUGCACCGUUCUCAGAUUUCUGCGGAUGUGUCUGCCUAUAAGGCUUUGUACCAUUGCUUCUGGAAGGCAGGCUGCUGGCAGCAAUCUCUUCAGGUUUUCUGGACCAUGGUAGAAGCAGAGGUUCAUGGGGACAAGGUGUGCUAUCACGCCCUCUUUGGCCAAGUCGAUAACCCGGACAUCGCCUACGAACUCUUUAAACACGCAGAAACAGCAGGCUUAUACCCACUACUUUUCCGCAAAGGAUGGCCUUUUUUGGAUCUGCACGACCUGUCAAUUCACACGGCCUAUCAGGCUGUAAGGUACUGGCUGUCGGAGGUGUUGGCUCCCCACCUGCCAUCCUCCUCGAGGAGCCGGCUCUUCAUCAUCACUGGCUGGGGCAGUUCUCUCCCAGAGGAAGAGAGACCCGGCGCAGGUUUCUGCAAUGUUCGGGACAAGUGGAACAUAGUCGUAGCGCAAGUAGUCUUUAACCUGUUGGGGGAUUCUACUCGCUAUAUAACCCCAAAGAUGCAGCUUCAUUUCCGGUAG